This is a messenger RNA of Xenopus laevis (African clawed frog), 3066 nucleotides long. RefSeq names its product transmembrane protein 127 S homeolog (gene tmem127.S). Gene Ontology annotation, biological process: negative regulation of cell population proliferation; negative regulation of TOR signaling; regulation of TOR signaling. NCBI's taxonomy places the organism in Eukaryota, Metazoa, Chordata, Amphibia, Anura, Pipidae. The transcript has 4 exons. The record is from RefSeq and is a predicted model, not a curated record. Gene Ontology annotation, cellular component: membrane. The coding region runs from base 104 to 955 and encodes 283 amino acids.
AUCUCUGGGAAAUAGACUGGUGAGCUCCUCGCGUUGUGUACGAGUGAAGUGUUGCACUCCUACUGUAGUCCAACAGUCAGAAGGCACACAAUGGAUAUACUGUAUGUGGGGGGUUGACCUUUAUUUUAUAUCCUACAGCCGUGAUCCCCAACCAGUGACUCGCGAGAAACAUGUUGCUCUCCGACCCCCUGGCUAUUGCUCCCAGUGGCCUCAAAGCAGAGUGAAACGUCUCUGCUCGGACAUGUUUGCACCCGGCGGGUCCGGUGGCUCGUCCAUGCCAAGAAGAAGGGGUCAUGGAGCACACACUCUCCCUAAGCAGCCUGAGAGGAGCCUCGCAUCAGCACUCCCUGGUGCACUCUCUAUCACAGCCCUCUGCACUGCACUAGCAGAACCUGCCUGGCUCCAUAUUCAUGGAGGAACAUGUAUGCGCCAAGAACUCGGUGUGGCAGACGUUCUAGGGACUGAAGACCCUAAACUUCUGAGUGAGUUCUGCAUGAACCGUCAGACCAUCCUUCUCCUCCGGGUUAUCGCCGGCUUCUGCUUUCUGGGCAUUGCUUGCAGCAUGACUGCAUUCCUUCUGGAUGUGUUUGGACCCAAGCACCCAGCACUGAAAAUUACAAGGCGCUAUGCGUUUGCCCACAUUCUCACAGUUUUGCAGUGUGCAACAGUGAUUGGAUUCUGCUACUGGGCCUCGGAGCUUAUUCUUGCCCUACAGCAGCAGCACAAGAAAUACCAUGGUUCCCAAGUUUAUGUUACUUUUGCAGUCAGUUUCUACCUGGUGGCAGGGGCUGGCGGAGCAUCAAUCUUGGCUACCGCUGCCAACCUUCUCCGCCAUUACCCUACAGAAGAAGAGGAACAGGCUUUGGAGUUGCUAUCAGAGAUGGAGACUGACUCCUACCCAGCAGAGUAUGAUGUCAUGAACCCGUUCCAGCCCCCGCCUGCGUAUACUCCAUAAAACCAGGAGGCGUUGGCAUCUGCCAUAGACUGCCUAAUUUUACUUCAGACAGCCUGCAUUUCCCAUUGCUUCCAUUGUGAGGAAGACAUUUGAGGCAUAUUUCCUUAACAGAAAGGUAGUCUCUCGCUCCUGCAGCCAGAUUUCAAUGGCGGACCUUCACGUCUUGCUUCCAUUGCCAUUUGUUGUCUGAUACCUCUUUUUUGGGGGAGGGGGGGUGGUUUAAGCAUUCACAAAACCCGGAGUUAUUUUGGUUACAAAACCAAUAACAUAUACUUUAUGUAAAUGGCAAAAUGUUGGACUGAACCACCAGACAGGGCCCGUAUGGCUGCAUCUGCUGUAAAUGGAUGAUUAUAAAAUAAUAUAUUCCAUAAUCACCAGGGGAAAUAUAUGGGUCAGUACAAGAACCGAACAACGUGGUGGUUAUUAACUGUUCUUUUUUUUUUUUUUUUUUUUUAUGGCUUUAGUCACUUUUUGAGUUUCAGACAUGCCCUGGUUUUUAGUACAGAGAAAAGUCUGUACCUACCUAGAGAGAGGUCACUGGAAAGAAAUUAGACACACAGAGUGACAUUUUUAUGACGGGUAACAGUGACUGAAUAUGUGUCAUUGUUUCCAAAUUCCCACAUCCACAGUACAGGGCUGUAUUUAUAUAUAAAUAUAUAUGUUUUGUGUAUAUAGUUAGUUUUCAUUGGGUGUUUUUUUCCCCUCUGAUUCACAAGAUAUGUGUAUUCCUUCGUGUCUCCUGGAAUCUAAGAUUCCCACGGCACACUAAUGGCACGCUACUGUUUCCGAUAUACUGCUUUGUAGGCAUUACCUGAGAACUUGGUACAGCAUUACUUGUAUUCCAUAAUAUUAUUUGUCAUUUACAGUACUAGUGAAUGAGUGGGCAGCCCAUAGAUGCUGUAAUUUUUUAAAAUAUCUCAGCCAGUGAAAACGCUGGCGUUUAGCCGUGUUAGACAUUGACUUGUUUUCAAACUUAGUUGCCGACCAUUUAUCAACAUUGGGCAAAUUUGCACCCAAGGCAACCAAUCACAUUUUUGAUUUUAGUAUUUUACCUCCAGCGGACUGAAAAAUAAAAAUAAUUUGAUUGGUUGCUGUGGGUUACUGCCCAGGUGCAAAUGUGCCCAGUGUUGAUAAAUGAGCCAUAAUGAAUUUUAUUUUAAUUCUUAACAUUUGGUAGUGGUUCACUGAAAUUAUUUUCUAUAUGCAAAAAUCUGGUCCUCUCCUAUACAGAAAUAUAUUUUAAUGUUAUUUGUUAGCUGAAGCUAUUGGCAUAGUGUGAUUAGAAGUUUAGCUAGCUAUAAAUUCUGCUGACAGAUCUAGUCGAUUUGGUUUCAGCUGAAAUCAGAAACAAUGAAGCGAAGCCAGAAAUAAAUGAAUAUAUAUUUUUUUCUAAAGCAACAACAAGUUCAUUAGAAUGACAAAAAGUUUGUGCUUGAAAUGCCUUGCUGCUUUUGAAAUUUUUUUAAAAUAAUUACAUUUUAUUUGCAUUUAUGUUUUAUGGCUUAUCAUUAGCACUAUGGGUAGGUAAACCCUUUUCACAGCAGCCACAGGUAUUUCAGCCCUUUUUUAUGCCAUGGGCAGGCCACAGCUUUGCCUCUUCAGCUGUAUACAAGAGUUAAAAUCACACCAUUCAUCAGCGGAAUUGGCUGGUGGAUUCUGAGAUUUGUAGUUCAGUCACAAAAGGUUGCUUAUUCCAGCCUAUAGUGAAAUUUAGGAUAAGUGUCUCAGCAGACGUCUCUAGCCACAGGUCAUUGUUUUUGCAGAGAUUACAACUUCCAAUCAAGCUUCAGCUUUACAAGAACAAAUUUACAGGCGUACUUGUUUAUUUUAAACACCACGUAUCUGGCAGCAAUUAUCCACUGAAUUUAGUUUGUGUGUUGAAGUAUGGGGAGUCAUACUGGUGGACUUUCAGUUGUUGUGAUUUCCUACUCUCCCUGAGCAUGAUGGGAGUGGGACUGGUAGUUACAACUCCUGGAUGCCCACAAUUUUGACAUCCCAGUUUUAAGGGAAUCACUUGUUUUGUUCUGUCUACCUGCCAUGUUUUAUCGUUUGUUCUAAUCAUGCUGCUUUGCAUUUUUCUUUCUUUUUUUUAAUAAAAAAGAAAAAAACUU